CGUGGCAGCUCCUGGACCAGUUGUACUGGACACUGAUUUAACUCACCAGAUUAACUGGGAUGGCCGACAACUCGACAAGCUGAUUUUGUGGAGAAUAACUUUACCCAUCUCUCUGCCGUCCAAGUGUGCGAUCAUGAUCGCCCCUCUAAGGCCGUACGGUUCAACUUCUCCCUCGUCAACACUUCCGAAGAUCCCUAUAUCACGCUCUAAAUCACCGGGGUUACCGCUGUACUUUCACGUACCUGAGGGACUGAGUUGUAUAUUUCUGUUUUUAGGAGGCUAAUUUGGUCACAAGAAGAAAAAUGUUGUUGCUAGAAGCCUAGAAGAUACGAAGGCGGAUAAUUGCUUGAGUUCAUCAAAUGCACUUCCCUCUCUGCUCUCUCUCUGUCUGUCUCACACUCUCUAACAGACAGACGCUCGUUCACAUUAUGGUGUGAGUGAAUUGUAAUUGAAUUCCUUUUCUAUCAAGCCAAUGCAAGCAAAUCAAAUUCUGGUGGAUUACUCUCAAUCUAUAGCCUCUUCAAAGAUCAGAGUUCGCGAAUUUCUGUUCAGAACAAUUUAAGAGCGAACCGGGGUGGCAUUUAGAAAUGCAAGACAUCCAUUCAAUUGGAGGUGGAGGCAGGUUGUUUGGCGCCGUCAGUGGUGGUGGAGGAGACCGGAGGUUACGGCCGCAGAACCACCAGGCGUUAAAGUGCCCACGCUGUGACUCGCUUAACACCAAAUUCUGUUACUACAACAACUACAACCUCUCGCAGCCUCGCCACUUCUGUAAGAGCUGUCGGCGCUACUGGACUAAGGGCGGCGUUCUCCGUAACGUCCCCGUCGGUGGUGGUUGCCGCAAGACGAAACGCUCCAAGGCCAAGCCAUCCUCUGGCAACGCAUCUUCCCCACCGCGGGCACAGCAACAACAGCAACAAGAGGGCAAUUCGAAUAAUUCUCAUUCUAGCAGUGAGAGCUCUAGCCUCACGGCCGUCACGAACGCCACCACUGCGAGCACAAUUGAGGCCGUUUCUGCGAGCUCUCCUUCCAAUAAUUUGUUAAACAACAGUAUCACGGAGCCUAAAUUCUUCACUAAUGCAAACCCUAACGGUUUCGAGCCUUCGUUGCUGGAGCAUGGAUCGGACUGUGGGAUCUUCACGGAUAUGGGGAGCUUUACGAGCCUGAUUACGUCUUCGAACGAGCAAUUGUCGUUCGGAUUUGGGAAUAUACUGAAUCAAGAGGGGCUGGAGCAGAACCGACAGUGGCACGAGCAGGAGCAGAAGAUGAUGAGCGUUGGUGGGGAGGAAUUGCAGAUGGGGGGAGCGUUCGAUCAGACUGUUAACGUUGAGUUAUCAGGCUUGCAGAAUAGAUCAGGGAAUGGUGAUCAAUUUGGAUCGUUGGAUUGGCAGGGGAGUACAGAUCAAGGUUUGUUUGAUAUUCCUAACAACGUUGAUCAUGCAUACUGGAAUCAGAGUCAGUGGACUGAUCAAGAUCAACCUAAUAAUCUCUAUCUCCCUUAAAAAUGAAAAAUCUCGUACCUCUUUUAAGUCCUUGACAACAAAAGACAAACAAAAACCUAAAAAAAUUCCAAAAAAAAGGGGGAGAGAUGAAAAUAUGAAUAUGACUCUUGCUUCCUGUAAAUUUUUAUUUUAUUUUGAUAUUUUAGUCUGGGUUUGGAUUCGAUAUUUAAGUGGAACUGACUUUUUAUUGUAUUUUCUUUUAUUUAUUUUGUGGUUGCUCCCUUAAUUUUAAUUUUGGGGGCUUUGCUUCAAAUGUAUCUGGAGUUAAAUUGAUAAAUAUAUAGAGGAAAUAUAGAGUGUUUAAUUUG
Messenger RNA from Tripterygium wilfordii, 1807 nucleotides. RefSeq names its product dof zinc finger protein DOF5.4. Gene Ontology annotation, molecular function: DNA binding; DNA-binding transcription factor activity. The record is from RefSeq and is a predicted model, not a curated record. The transcript has a single exon. Gene Ontology annotation, biological process: regulation of DNA-templated transcription. NCBI's taxonomy places the organism in Eukaryota, Viridiplantae, Streptophyta, Magnoliopsida, Celastrales, Celastraceae. Bases 588 to 1499 code for a protein of 303 amino acids.